Rhincodon typus (whale shark) is the source of this 6575-nucleotide messenger RNA. Its product is annotated as homeodomain-interacting protein kinase 1-like. The transcript is spliced from 4 exons. Bases 74 to 1096 code for a protein of 340 amino acids. The record is from RefSeq and is a predicted model, not a curated record. Lineage: Eukaryota; Metazoa; Chordata; Chondrichthyes; Orectolobiformes; Rhincodontidae.
AACAAACUUGUCUGUUACUUAAUUCUGUACCAGAAAUGUUCCUGUGUUGGAUGUCACUCCCUCUCAAACAUACAUGGUGGUUCAAAACAGUCCUUCAAGUGCACCCUCCCCAUACUGCAACACAACACUUGACCAUCAGCGACAGACCAUUGUGAUUCCUGAUACACCCAGUCCUGCUGUUAGUGUUAUCACCAUUCGUAGUGACACAGAUGAAGAGGAAGAAACGAAGCAAAAGGUUGGAAGCUCUAGCAUGAAACAGAGAUCAAAUGUCAUCAGUUACGUCACUGUCCUUGAUUCUUUAGAAUCUGACUCCUCAAACAGUAACAGUCCCUAUCCAUGUGAACGCCCUCGAGCAACGCAAGUUAUAAGCAGUACACAGGAAGCCUCUAAAAGGACUUUGGAUGCCAGUCAUAGUUCCGGAUCUCGUACAAUCAUUGUACAGCCUUUGAAGCCUCAAGUCAGUGACAGUAUGGGAGAAAGCAACAGUUUGUCAGGCUUUUUCUCGAAUGUUUAUAAGGCGAAAACGGGCAUGCCUAUGAGUGGUCAGACUUCAAGCUCAACAACACCAACCACGUACCGUCAGCGGCAGCCUCUGAACCUCAGUCAGGCCCAGCAAUCCGUCUCUCAAGAGCGAAGUGUGAAUCCUGCUCCCCGCAGGCAACAGGCAUAUGUGACACCAACUCUUGCUCAACCUCCUUACUCUUUCCAGCAUAAUAGUCCCACUCAUCCAGGGGUUCACCCUCACCUGACGGCUGUAUCAGCCCCUACGCACCUUUCAGGCCAACCCCACAUGUAUACCUACACACCAACUGCUGCUGCAUUGGCAACCUCCAGCUCCAUGGCCCAUCUUCUGAACCAACAAAGCUCAUCGAGACAUGCCAUGCAACAAGCCACGUACACGGCUCAUCCAACCAGUCUCCUCCAACAGGUGCCAGUCAGCAUGGGCCCAAAUCUUCUGCCAUCUGCCAGCGUUGCUCCCAGUCAAUACCAGCAUCCAUUUGCUACCCAGUCAUACAUUAAUGCUUCCAGGGCACCUACUCUUUAUGCUGGCUAUCCACUCAGUCCCACUAAAAUAAAUCAGUAUUCUUAUCUGUAGCUUUCUUAUUUGCAAAUGUGCUGUGCUACUGUACGAGAUCUAGACAAAUCCAGUUUUGUAUGAAGGAGGAGUACACUUCAUUCCAUUAGACAGGACUCUUCUGUGGUGUCAUGUUUUGCUUCUGAACUGGGUCACAAGUCUGCAGAGCAUCCAGCAGUGAGGAGACUUGGUUUUUAACCCUUUUUUAAAGAAAAAAAGGAUAUUGGAAAUAGACCACAUUUUAAAUAUUUUACAAUGAUUUGGAAAUAAUUUUCAGAACCAACAGAAAUGUUGUUUGUUUUUAAAUGUACUGUUGCUUUACUUUUGCCAGCUCUUUGCCUGAACACACUGAUGAAUCUGCUACUUGAAAUAGGUUUAUGCUGCUCAAAGUGUUAAUACUAUUGCUUAGGAAAUUUAAAUAAUGCAUUUUUUCUAGGCCUAUUACAUAAUAAAAUGGCAAGUAAUGGAUGCAUCAUUUAGAUUGAAAAGUUGAAGCCUAAACAAAUUCUGACUUGCAUAACUCAUUAAUCUUCAAGCAUAUCACUGUUUUAUUGUAUUUUGGAACAUUUGUGAGAGGGCUUCAAAAUUAAAGAAAAAUUACUUUUGAAUAGUAUGUAAAAUAGUUUGAAAUGUCACAUUUUUAGAGUUUAGUUGCAACAUUAAUUUUGUAUUAAUCUGGAUUUCUUAAAGUAUUGGUUUCUGGACAGUACAUGUAAUUAAGCACGAAAAUAAGAAAUGAAAACAUCUACUUGCUCUUCUGAGAAGUGAUUCAGUUGAACAUUUCAAUCAUCUGGUGCUGUCGUCCAUACAGGAUUAGUGAGCUUUAUUUAAAGCUACAGGUUUAAGAACCAUUUAGUCACUUUUCAGUGAGCAUAAAUUUAAGCAGUUGCUUAUGUAAAUUUCACUUGCCUGUAUGUUCUUCGUAGUUGAUCAAGAAUUGUUGAGGAUGAAAAGCUUACUAAAAUGAAUUGGAAGCUGGAGAAGUGGUGAAUAAAUAUGGUCACUGCUGUAUUAUUAAAUAUUGAGUAAACUAUUCCAAGUCAUCCUUACUUUAAACCUGUGGAGGACAGGUGUGUAUUUUAAUUGUGUAGCACAUACUAUGCCAUUACACAGAGCCCAGGGAUUUAAGGUGUAUUCUGGCACCUACAUCACCGCUAGAACCUUUUGUGCGCUGUGUAGAUUUCAUUUGGGCAUCAAUAGUGCUGAUUUGUAAUAUAAAAUAACUAAAUGCAUGCACACACCCUAAAACUGUGUUUAAAUCCUAUUCUACAUCAUGUUCCAGAGCCAUUUUGAUCCCUCCCCUGCCUAACUUGUUGGUAUCUUUAGUGUGUCAUGCAGAUUUGAAGGUGUGUUACACACCAUCACUGUAUAGACUUUCAAUCACUAGUGCCUGUGGCAUUGAGUUAUGUCAGUUAUGCUUGUGUAAUUUGCCAUGACAUUACUGCCAUAAUAUCCUAUUUAUGUAUAGGACUAGUUCAAUUAGUUCCAGCAACUAAUACAGCUUUAGCAUCAGAGCUGCUGAAGCAGACGUGUGACUCUUACAGUUUCAACAGAACUAGCUACAACAGUCUGAUCAAAAAUGUAAAUUAUGAUACUUGAAUUCUGUAUUUUUUGUAACUCAAAAUUUAGUUCCUGAUCACCCCAGAGGGAUUUUUUUUAACCUGUCAAUUUAAAAGAAAUUAAGUUGGAACGUGUUGGAAUGUACAUGCAGUGUCUUUGGAUACAUUUUUGGAACUUUAUUAAAUGUUAUAGCACUGAUGAAGAAGUAAUUGUGUUUGAAAAAAAGUGGUUGCAGAACAGGCAUCAUCCGUGUGUUCUGGAUGGGAGUAAUUCUUUGACUCAGUUUUUGCACAGGUGUGAAUGUUGUGGGGGCUUAUUUGAUGAGUUCUUUCCCCUAGUUAGUGCCUUAACAGAUUUUUACAUAGUACAUUAAAUUAAAACUUUUACACUGUGCUUUAGAGAAUCCCAACUUGUUACAGUUAGAUCAUUUGGACUUGUGUGUGCAUAGAAGGCCUCUCGGGAAUACAAAACAAAGUGAUGGGAGGGUAGCACAGGAAAGCGUAUCGUGCUGUUGAAACAGACUUUAAAACGUUUAAGUUUGUCUUUUUAAAAAAAAUCAGUUGAGUAUUUUAAUUGAAGUUUGUUUUAGUUUAAGAAAGGGAGAUGGAAUUUGAAACAGUAUUCUUGUUUCUGUUUUGAAGUUUUAAAUUUUUAUUUUCAUUUGGCACAUAUAACUAUGCUCCUUUUAAUGCAGCAAGCUACUUAGAAUGUGAAAAUGCAUGUAUCCAUGUACUGUCUUCUGAACUUCAGUUCCUUUUGAUUUUUACCUUAUUAUUAAGUUACAAUGGUAUGGCUGAGCGUAUUGUACUUACGUGAGGAUAGUGCAGUGUUUUGGUUUGUUUAAUGGAUUUUCAGAUGAGGAAAAUUAUGUGCAAUUAGCUUUAGGUGGUUGUGGUUCUUCUCGAUGUGUAAUUUUUUAAAAUUUAUUUUUCAAUAGUGUAUGGAUGCUAAUAUUCCUUGUGGCAGUAGGAUGCUGUCUGAGUAAACCCUUUGAAAGGCGACUACCCAGAUUUUGGCUUCAUGCAGGCAAAUUGCCUGUAAAGCACAUGUUCAUCACACCAAAGAAAAGCCUAUUUAUUCUGCCUCAUUUAUAGGGCAUGGAAUAAGUGGUAUUGCUUAACAGAUAUGCAAAGUAUUUGCUAAUCUUAAAUUACAACUUUAAAAAACAAAAUCUGCUAUUCAAUCCAACAAGCUAACAUUCUUGUUUGCAAACAGCUGCUCUGCUCCACUCUGAAUUUGAAAGGAAAGUAUUACUUACACUACUUCCCUUACUUGGUGUUGAAAGUGUUUAUGAAAGCCAUUUUUUCUUUUUGUUUCCUUACUUAACUCUUAUUUCAUGCCCUGAUUUCAUAAGGUUGCAGGGAGUUGAUGUGCACCUGGCAAUCUCCCAGAGAAAUGGCUUUUAGAAAAUGUCUUUGUCAAAUACCUCUGGUGUUGUAAAACCUGUCUUGUUUCAAGGUUGACCGGGAGAUGGUGUUUUGUGGGUGUUUCUGUAGGAAAGGCAUUAUUCCUAUGUAUAUGUUUGGAGAGCACAGAUCUACAUUAGAAUUUAUCUCGCGCAAUACCAGCAUUAUAAAAUGAUAAACUGGUAGAAAUGUGAGGGUUUACAGAAAUACACUAGCCUGCUGGUUCAGAUGUUUUUUUGAAAAAAAUUAAAUUUCUAACAAGAAACAAACAUUCCGCCAGUGCUUCUAUAACCAGGUAAAUAUUUGUACAGCAUUUUUAGAGUGCUCCACCUUACGGAACUUUUAGAUGUCAAGAACGUUGAGGCCUGUACUUUCCAGUCCGCACAAGCUGGGUUUGUAUAAUGCAAACUAAGGUGUGAGGAUGAACCUAUUAGUUUCAGAAAGAAUAUCGUUCUCUCUAAGCUGAGCACAAUAUAUGUGUGAAUCCUGUUUUGUAUUUGGUUCGUGGCAUGCAGGUUCACAACUCCAGCUGAGUGGAGAGAGCUCCAUAGGCCAGCAAAAUCUGUACAGCAGACUUAUAAUACAUUGAGUUGGUUAAUGCUGUUCACUGAUACAGUCAUAGUGAGGUAAAGUGGUGCUCAAAAAUCUGGUGACUCUUACUUAAAAUUUCACUACUGUCAAGUAUUUUUACUUCAUGAAAAAUCUAGUUUGACCAGUUGCUGAAAGCUACUAACUCCUCUAACCCAUCUACUCCUUCACGCUCCCUUUAGAUGCCGUACCAUCUCGAAUCCAGGGAAACUAAAUAUAUAUUGACAUUCUGGGACUUUGUAUUGGAUUUCUACUGAGCCAGAUGUUCCCCUUUACCUCUCCCAAGACUCUGCAAAGUGCUGUCAUGAUGUAGCAUUUCGUAGUCUUGUUGUAUUACAUCUAUCUUGUUGGUUCAGUGAAGAGCAUUUGACCUUGUAAAAUGGGACAUUUAUUUUUUAAAACCAACAUUCGUACACGUGAGCUUAAAGAAAAACAUGUUUUAAAAGCUACAGCUAAGCACCUUUUAAAUCUUUGCUGUCAAUAAAUGAUUCAUGCCCUGUCAAUGGGAAAUGCACUUGCUGUAGAUUGAGAUGUAUGUUGUUUUUUUUAUCCUGUCCACAAAGUAGGAUACUCCACUUCCAAAGGAGUAGCCCCAGUUAACAGCACAGCAAAGUACCAAUGAAGGGUUGAGUUUCUGCUGUCACUAAUUAUCAGAUGUUGCCAAUGGAGAGUCUCACCAUAUUAGAUUUCUGCCCAGUUCUGGAUUCUUGUGGCUAAACCUGCUUUGGGAUGGAGCAAAAUGCAAAAUUUUGGAAAUUUAGUUUUAUUUAUGAAAACAUUUGCCCAAGGAAUAACACUGGUUUUGACCAUAAAAUGAGGUCGAAUAGACCUGUAGGUAAACUUUUGCCAGUGUCCUCGCACCUUUAUGUACUACUUUGUAACAAAUUUUUUGUCAAUGUUUUGUAAGGAAACCAUCUGUAUCCUGUGUAAGUCAUUUAGUAUCUAAAAUGUACAUUUAAAGAGAUAGUCAGAGGCCCACACUGGUUGUAUUUAAAACAAUUGACAUGGAAUUUAAAUAGCACCUGAUGAACCUUGUCACAGCCACCUUUGAAUACAAAUGCAGCUUGCUUGCUUCUUUAGAAGAGGAGGAUGGAGGGAUUGGAAUUUAAACCAACAUUAAUCAUGGAUAACUUCAAGCUAAUUAUGUAGUCAAAUGUUGAUUAUCUUUAUUUGAAAAAAAAUCUAACAAAUUUGUUUUAAGCUUGACUGAGCAUUUCCAGGAAUUGAAGGUUGCUGCACUGAUUCAAACACCAUUUUCCAGGAGUUUUUUGUUUCACAUAACCUGUGUAGGGCUGUAAAAGCACUGUCUCUUUAAAAUCUAUAUAAACAGUAUAUAUUUAUAGGGUUGACUUAUAUAUGGUUACAUAUGGGUGUGUCAUUAUUUACUGUUGGCUGGAGCAUGUUCUCAUUAUUUUGCUGUAUGUGUCUGCAUUUACUAAUGCUAAUCAUAUGUGGGUGGACUUUAGUGUUUUUUUUAAUAGUAUGAUUGUAGCGAAUGCAACAAUUGUUAGUAGCAUACUUGGCUUGUAUCAUUGAUAUUGCUAUAAUAGGUUAUUUGACUGGUUUGUAUAAUGUUAUUUGCUACUCUAGUUCUUGUAUGAACUGCAGUUUCUUACUUUUUGAUAUAGCUAUGUGAUUAUCACAUGUAAUGUGUAGGCAGCUCAUAGAAAUUAUUGAUUUUUCUAUGGUAGUCUGGCAGUUAAACUGUAGAGGUUAUUGUAAAAUAAUAAAUUUAACAAAAGAUAAAGAGAUUAUAGUUAUUUAAAAAAAGUUCAUAAUACUAACUUUAAACUGGGAAAAGGGGUCCAUUGUGAUGAAACUGUUUAUCUUGUAAUUCACUGUUUUAUUGUCUUUGGUUUCCAAAGUAGCUUGUCUUCUGAUUGAAGUAUUUUCUACAUAUGUUAAACAUGCAUUGAGUUACCAAUAAAAUGGGCUACAUUUGUGUA